Podospora anserina S mat+ is the source of this 1029-nucleotide messenger RNA. RefSeq lists its product as uncharacterized. The coding region runs from base 1 to 1029 and encodes 342 amino acids. Gene Ontology annotation, cellular component: nucleus. The record is from RefSeq and is a predicted model, not a curated record. The transcript is spliced from 4 exons. Gene Ontology annotation, molecular function: DNA binding. NCBI's taxonomy places the organism in Eukaryota, Fungi, Ascomycota, Sordariomycetes, Sordariales, Podosporaceae.
AUGGGCAAGAAGAAGCGCGGACACCCGGACAUUGAAGAGCUCCUGGCCCGGCCGUGGUGCUACUACUGCGAGAGAGACUUUGAGGAUCUGAAGCUCCUGAUCUCCCAUCAGAAAGCGAAGCACUUCAAAUGUGAACGAUGUGGCAAACGAUUGAACACCGCCGGUGCCCGCACAAUUGCUAAUGUCAUAUUCAUAGGUCUCUCUGUUCACAUGAACCAAGUCCACAAGGAAAAUCUGACCAGCGUCGAGAAUGCUCUGGCUAACCGGCAAGGACUCGACAUCGAGAUCUUCGGCAUGGAGGGCGUCCCUGAGGACAUCAUCCAGCAACAUAACCAGCGCAUCAUCCAGAACUUCUACACAGCCCAGGCGGAGCGACAGGCUGCUACUGGAAAUCCACCAAGGGGGCUGUCCGGUGGACAAGGUCCGACCAAGAAGAUCAAGAUCGAGACUCCCGAGGAGAUCAAGAAGCGGUUGGCAGAGCAUCGCGCAAAGGUUGCCGCUCAAAAGGAAGCGAUCGCAAAUGGAACCCCCCUUCCAGUUGUUGCCCCAGCCAAUGGCCCAAGUCCAUCUCAGGUUGCUUCUCCUUUCCCUCCACCGCAGCCAGGUUUCCCAUAUCCUGCAGGAGCCCCAGCAUACCCUCCUGUUGCUUACCCCCCCGGGGCAGCCCCUGGCGCUUUUGGCAGCCUCCCGGCGAGACCUCCAAGUGGUGGCCCGAUCCCUUCGGCACUCCCGCAGAGACCUUCUUACCCGUACCCCGGUGGUGUGGCCCCUCCUGGCUUCCCAGGUGCUUCACCAGUCGACGAAUCUGCGGCCAAUGCCGGUAGAGCACCCGGUGGCGAUGAUAUCGAUCAGCUGAUAAGGAUGGCUGAGGCGGGCAUCAAACCGGCCAAGAACGGAGACGAGCAGCCAGCCCCGACAGAGAAGAAGAAGAAGGGGAUGCGGAUGGUGUACGAUGACACCGAGGUCAGUCCCGAGGAGAAGAUGGCCUUGCUGCCAAGAUAUCGGUGGGUUGAGGAGGCGGCGGCGUGA